AUGAAGUCGGUUCGAGUCUUACUGACACGCAGAAAAUUUGAUGAUCAAUAUGUACUUGAUCUUUAUGAUCAUCUGUCACGCAGAGACUUUCAAGCGGCUGUUGCCUUGUUGAAUGACACAGUUCGACGAGCCCCUCCACCCGACAAUAAAUCGAUGUGGUGUGGAACUCUCUUAGCCAUCUGGUUACUGACGGCGGCAUCCAUCUAUAUGGCAUGGUUCCAGCUGCAGAAGGAUCCAUGGGUACUCCUCGUUCUUCCCGCAGUGAUGCUUUGCAGCAGUAUCUUGGCGGCAUGGAGACAUUGCUCAUUACAAUGCAAGUUUGAAAGAGCUGUACUGAAGACGUGUGAUCAGAUCAACGCCGUGGGGAAUAUUCGUGGCGCCCAUUAUCGACUGACCAGGAACGGAGUGCCUGUGAGCAAAAAAUCAUCUUUCCCAUCCAACAUCUGCGUCAAACCGAUUUAUGCAAUUCAAAUCGAUGUCGAUGGUCGAUACAGUGCCCUUGUUCAACAAACACAUAAGGAUGUGGGUUCAAAAGAUUAUGUCAGCUUAUUUAUCCAUGAACCGGCAGUGGCACGCGUGGCAUCCGAAAAGUCGCCUGACAUGUUCCUGGACGCACCCACCUCAAAUCCAUUACUUCCACCUUAUCAUGGUGCCUGCUGUAUUUACAGAGGCCGUCAAUAUCUGAAUAUCCAAAAGAAAAUCGUAGCAUUGAUGGUUCAAACCUUGCUCAUUCAGUAG
This is a messenger RNA of Radiomyces spectabilis, 738 nucleotides long. RefSeq lists its product as uncharacterized. Bases 1 to 738 code for a protein of 245 amino acids. NCBI's taxonomy places the organism in Eukaryota, Fungi, Mucoromycota, Mucoromycetes, Mucorales, Radiomycetaceae. The record is from RefSeq and is a predicted model, not a curated record. The transcript is spliced from 5 exons.